AUGCUGCAACAUUUGGUGUACAGGUCCAAUUGGAGGUCUUUGCUGUCACUACUUCUGCUUGCUUUAGGAUGUGCCACUGCAUCAGAAAUCACAUUUGAACUGCCAGAUAAUGCCAAGCAGUGCUUCUAUGAAGAUAUUACUCAGGGAACUAAGUGUACACUAGAGUUUCAGGUGAUUACAGGUGGUCACUAUGAUGUGGAUUGCCGGCUAGAAGACCCCGAUGGCAUAGUGUUGUACAAGGAGAUGAAGAAACAGUACGAUAGCUUCACCUUCACAGCCACCCGAAAUGGAACAUACAAGUUCUGUUUCAGCAAUGAGUUUUCCACUUUCACCCACAAGACCGUCUACUUUGACUUCCAAGUUGGGGAAGAUCCUCCACUGUUCCCCAUUGAGAACAGAGCCACUGCACUGACUCAGAUGGAAUCUGCAUGCGUAUCAAUCCAUGAAGCCCUGAAGUCAGUCAUUGACUACCAAACACACUUCCGUUUAAGGGAGGCACAAGGACGCAGCCGAGCAGAAGAUCUUAAUACAAGAGUUGCCUAUUGGUCUGUAGGAGAGGCUAUCAUUCUUCUAGUUGUAAGCAUUGGACAGGUAUUCCUGCUCAAGAGUUUCUUCUCCGAUAAAAGAACCACCACAACACGCGUUGGAUCAUAA
Molecule: messenger RNA, 654 nt
Organism: Staurois parvus
Lineage: Eukaryota; Metazoa; Chordata; Amphibia; Anura; Ranidae
Source: the annotation of a GenBank genome assembly